Molecule: messenger RNA, 319 nt
Organism: Staurois parvus
Lineage: Eukaryota; Metazoa; Chordata; Amphibia; Anura; Ranidae
Source: the annotation of a GenBank genome assembly
CGGUCAUGUGAUCAGCUGUGUCCAAUUAUAGCUGAUCACAUGGCACUGAUGAUCAGUGUGCCCUGAUGAUCAGUGUGGCCCCAGAAGUGCCACCUGUCAGAGUCCAUCAGUGCCAGCCGAACAGUGCCACGUGCCAGUGCCAGUGCCCAUCAGUGCCACAAUGCCACAUAGUGCAUACCAGUGCACAUCAAUGCCACAAAUCAGUGCCCAUCUGAGCUGCCUUUCAGUGUCACCCAUCAGUGCCAGUCAGUGCCACCUAUCAAUGCCAAUCAGUGCCACCUAUCAGUGCCAGUCAGUGCCGCCUAUCAGUGCCAGUCAG